Messenger RNA from Lipotes vexillifer (Yangtze River dolphin), 2280 nucleotides. RefSeq names its product myotubularin related protein 12 (gene MTMR12). Gene Ontology annotation, cellular component: membrane; cytoplasm. Gene Ontology annotation, biological process: phosphatidylinositol dephosphorylation. The record is from RefSeq and is a predicted model, not a curated record. Bases 37 to 2280 code for a protein of 747 amino acids. NCBI's taxonomy places the organism in Eukaryota, Metazoa, Chordata, Mammalia, Artiodactyla, Lipotidae. The transcript is spliced from 16 exons.
CUGCUCCCGCGCGUCGCUGCUUCCCAGGGCGGCGGUAUGCUGGGGAAAGGGGUAGUCGGCGGUGGCGGCGGCACCAAGGCGCCCAAGCCCUCCUUCGUGUCGUACGUGCGCCCCGAGGAAAUUCACGCAAACGAAAAGGAAGUAACAGAGAAGGAAGUAACUCUUCACUUGUUGCCAGGUGAACAGCUGCUCUGUGAAGCCAGCACAGUACUGAAGUGUGUCCAGGAAGACUCCUGUCAGCGUGGAAUCUAUGGGAGGCUUGUCUGCACAGACUUCAAGAUUGCUUUCUUGGGCGAUGACGAAUCUGCAUUGGAUAAUGAUGAAACGCAGUUUAAGAAUAAGGUUAUAGGAGAAAAUGACAUUACCCUUCACUGUGUUGAUCAGAUUUAUGGAGUGUUUGAUGAGAAAAAAAAGACUCUCUUUGGACAGCUGAAGAAAUACCCUGAGAAACUCAUCAUCCACUGCAAAGACCUCCGGGUAUUCCACUUUUGUCUGAGGUACACAAAAGAAGAGGAAGUCAAAAGGAUUGUCAGUGGCAUAAUCCAUCAUACCCAGGCCCCUAAGCUGCUUAAACGAUUGUUUCUGUUCUCCUAUGCGACUGCAGCACAAAACCACACAGCUACUGACCCCAAGAGCCACGCCGUAAUGUUCGACACGCUUCAGGACUGGUGCUGGGAGCUGGAACGGACCAAAGGCAACAGGAAGUACAAAGCAGUGAGUGUCAAUGAAGGCUAUAGAGUCUGUGAACGGUUGCCAGCAUACUUUGUUGUCCCCACCCCUCUUCCUGAGGAGGACGUGCCACGCUUCCAUGGUCAUGGCAUACCAAUAUGGUGUUGGUCCUGCCACAGCGGAUGUGCCCUUUUGAAAAUGUCAGCACUGCCCAAAGAACAGGAUGAUGGCAUUUUACAAAUCCAAAAGAACUUCUUGGAUGGAAUUUAUAAGACCAUCCACAGGCCACCCUAUGAAAUUGUUAAAACUGAAGACCUGUCAAGCAACUUCCUAUCCCUGCAGGAAAUCCAGACGGCCUACUCUAAAUUUAAACAGCUGUUUCUGAUAGAUAAUAGUACCGAAUUUUGGGACACAGAUAUAAAAUGGUUUUCCCUGCUGGAAAGUAGCAGCUGGCUUGACAUAAUCAGACGCUGCCUGAAAAAAGCAAUAGAGAUUAUAGAAUGUCUAGAAGCCCAAAACAUGAACGUUCUUCUUUUAGAGGAGAACGCUUCCGACCUCUGCUGCCUCGUUUCCUCUCUGGUGCAAGUGAUGAUGGACCCCCACUGUCGAACCAGGUUCGGUUUCCAGAGCCUUGUCCAGAAGGAGUGGAUCGUGGGCGGGCACUGUUUCCUGGACCGCUGCAACCAUCUACGUCAGAGUGACAAGGAGGAGGUUCCCGUGUUCCUGCUCUUCUUGGACUGUGUCUGGCAGCUGGUGCACCAGCAUCCCCCAGCGUUUGAGUUCACGGAGACGUACCUGACCGUUUUGUCAGACAGCCUGUACAUACCUAUCUUUAGCACCUUCUUCUUGAAUUCGCCUCAUCAGAAAGACACAAACAUGGGCAGGGAAAGCCAGGGUGCACAAAGCAAGCCUUUGAAACUCCUCACCGUGUGGGAUUGGUCUGUGCAGUUCGAACCCAAAGCCCAGACGUUGCUCAAAAACCCUCUUUACGUGGAAAAGCCAAAACUGGACAAAGGCCAGCGGAAAGGAACGCAUUUCAAACAUCAGCGACAACUUUCUUUGCCGCUCACCCAAUCUAAAUCAUCUCCCAAAAGAGGAUUUUUCAGGGAAGAAACAGAUCAUUUAAUUAAAAACCUUCUGGGCAAGAGAAUUAGCAAACUGAUUAAUUCCUCUGAGGAGCUGCAGGACAACUUCCGAGAGUUCUACGACAGCUGGCGCAGCAAGCCCCCGAACUACCACGGGCUACUGCUGCCUCACAUCGAGGGGCCAGAGAUCAAAGUGUGGGCCCAGCGCUACUUGCGGUGGAUUCCGGAGGCCCAAAUCCUGGGUGGUGGCAGAGUGGCCACCCUGAGCAAACUCUUGGAGACGAUGGAGGAAGUCCAGCGCCUACAGGAGAAAAUCGAGGAGAGACACCACAGCCAGGAGGCCCUCCAGGCAGAGGCCGCCUCGCUGCUGAGGACCUCGGCCCGCCUGUCCUCCUUGUUCCCUUUUGCGCUGCUGCAGCGCCAUUCCUCCAAGCCAGUCCUGCCCACCAGCGGGUGGAAAGCUCUGGGAGAUGAAGAAGACUUGGCCAAGCGAGAAGAUGAGUUUGUGGAUCUAGGGGAUGUGUGA